CAUCUUCCACUUGAACUUGACAACCAGUCCAACUAUAUAGAGUGCAUAUAUAAUCCAACACACUUGUCUUGUCUGACGAUCAUCAUUGUUGUCCUAACCUCCUCCCCCCCCCCCCCCCCCCUCUCUAUUCUCUUCAUACUAGUGUUAUGCAGUUUUCAUGUACCUCGACUAAAUCUUGAGAUACCCCUCACUCUAUUUUUUUGAUAAACGUGUUGUUCAGGUUAGCUUUCGUGCAGCUGGAAUACCUCACUUCAGUUCUUGAACCUUGAAGAGUUCCUAAAACCCCACCAGAACACCUUUCUUCUCUUCUUGUUCAUCACCACCAUGCAAGCCAAACUGCUUUCUCCACCUAUAUACCCCACCCCCUCCACCACCACCACCCCAAAACUCUCAUCUUUCAACACCCUUUUCUCUAAACGUACACCACACUUGACCAUCCAAGCAACCACCUCUUCAACUGAAAAGCUCAACAAAUACAGUAGCCGUAUUACUGAACCAAAGUCACAAGGUGGUUCACAAGCAAUACUAUACGGUUUAGGUUUUUUUGAUGAUGAUAUGAGCAAACCUCAGAUAGGUAUUUCAUCUGUUUGGUAUGAAGGAAACACAUGUAACAUGCAUUUGUUGAAACUUGCUGAAGCUGUUAAAGAAGGGGUUCAAGAAUCUGGAAUGGUGGGGUUCAGGUUUAAUACUGUUGGUGUUAGUGAUGCUAUUUCUAUGGGAACUAGAGGCAUGUGCUAUAGUUUGCAGUCAAGAGAUUUGAUUGCUGAUAGUAUUGAAACUGUCAUGUCUGCUCAAUGGUAUGAUGGCAAUAUUUCUAUCCCUGGAUGUGACAAAAAUAUGCCAGGCACAAUUAUGUCAAUGGGAAGAUUAAACAGGCCAAGUAUCAUGAUAUAUGGUGGAACUAUUAAGCCUGGUCAUUUUCAAGGGCACACAUUCGACAUUGUAUCGGCCUUCCAGGUAUAUGGAGAGUAUGUUAGUGGUGGUGUCACUGAUGAACAAAGGAUGAAUGUAGUUCGUAAUUCAUGUCCUGGUGCGGGGGCUUGUGGUGGAAUGUAUACCGCAAACACCAUGGCAUCUGCUAUCGAGACAUUGGGCAUGUCACUGCCUUAUAGCUCUUCCACACCAGCUGAAGACCCAUUGAAGUUGGAUGAGUGCCGCCUAGCAGGAAAAUAUCUUUUGGAAUUGUUGAAGAUGGACUUGAAACCUCGAGAUAUCAUCACAAAAAAGUCACUUCAAAAUGCAAUGGUGAUGGUCAUGGCACUUGGUGGAUCUACAAAUGCUGUACUACAUUUAAUUGCUAUCGCAAGAUCUGUUGGCUUGGAAUUAACUCUAGACGAUUUCCAGAAGGUUAGCGAUGAGGUUCCAUUCCUUGCAGAUCUAAAGCCUAGUGGAAAAUAUGUCAUGGAGGAUGUGCACAAGAUUGGAGGCACACCUGCAGUUAUCCGUUACCUAUUGGAGCUUGGAUAUUUGGAUGGGAACUGUAUGACUGUCACGGGAAAGACUCUGUCUGAAAAUGCAACGCUGUUUCCUUCUUUAGCCGAAGGUCAGCAAAUUAUACGAUCACCGUCCAACCCCAUCAAAGAAACAGGCCACAUUCAGAUAUUAUAUGGAAAUCUUGCACCAGAGGGCAGCGUGGCGAAGAUCACUGGAAAAGAAGGGUUGUACUUUUCUGGUCCAGCCCUAGUGUUUGAUGGAGAGGAAGCUAUGAUUGCCGCUAUCUCAGAAGACCCUUUGAGUUUUAAGGGAAAAGUCGUAGUCAUUAGAGGAGAGGGGCCUAAGGGAGGACCAGGAAUGCCCGAAAUGCUAACACCCACGAGCGCAAUUAUGGGUGCAGGACUUGGAAAGGAUGUUGCAUUACUUACUGAUGGAAGAUUUUCUGGAGCUUCUCACGGAUAUGUCGUUGGACAUAUAUGUCCUGAGGCACAGGAAGGAGGUCCAAUCGGUCUAGUUCAAAGCGGAGACAUCAUAACCAUCGACAUUCAGAAGAAGCAAAUGGACGUUCAGUUAUCAGAAGAGGAGUUAGAGCAACGCAGAAAGAACUGGAACCCCCCUGCAUAUAAAGCUGAUCGCGGGGUUCUCUACAAGUAUAUAAAAAAUGUGCAAUCAGCUUCCAAGGGAUGUGUUACCGAUGAAUAGACGAUAGAAAGCAACUUUUACGAAAGCAUAGAGUGAACCUGGGAAAAUCGCGAUUUGCAAACAUUGCAUGAAGCUGCAAUGGGGACAUUUUCGCGCCCCUUAGCGUAUAUCCUAUUUAUGUUUUUCCAGUGUAACUCAUAUAAAUUGGUUCUUAUAAGUUAGAACGUAGAAAUAACAUUUACUGAUCACUUCUUGGCCAGCUGCUAUCAUGGGAUGAGACACCAUGACAAUGUUGUAUUUUCACCCAUAAAAUUUGAAAUUCUAUGCUUAUAUAAUUUCAAUUAUAGGGGUUGAAAAAUGGUUAUAUGUGAAUUAUCACAAAUUUUAGGAGAAUACUAAAGUUUAUGCAACUUU
Messenger RNA from Capsicum annuum, 2490 nucleotides. RefSeq names its product dihydroxy-acid dehydratase, chloroplastic. Gene Ontology annotation, cellular component: chloroplast stroma. Gene Ontology annotation, molecular function: dihydroxy-acid dehydratase activity. NCBI's taxonomy places the organism in Eukaryota, Viridiplantae, Streptophyta, Magnoliopsida, Solanales, Solanaceae. Bases 325 to 2136 code for a protein of 603 amino acids. The record is from RefSeq and is a predicted model, not a curated record. Gene Ontology annotation, biological process: branched-chain amino acid biosynthetic process. The transcript is spliced from 15 exons.